This is a messenger RNA of Dichotomopilus funicola, 1881 nucleotides long. RefSeq names its product WD40-repeat-containing domain protein. Lineage: Eukaryota; Fungi; Ascomycota; Sordariomycetes; Sordariales; Chaetomiaceae. Gene Ontology annotation, molecular function: protein binding; mRNA binding. Bases 1 to 1881 code for a protein of 626 amino acids. Gene Ontology annotation, cellular component: catalytic step 2 spliceosome. The record is from RefSeq and is a predicted model, not a curated record. The transcript is spliced from 5 exons. Gene Ontology annotation, biological process: mRNA splicing, via spliceosome; vesicle-mediated transport.
AUGUCGGGCGAGGCGUGGUUAUACCUGUUUGCCGUCAUCAUAAAUGCGGUCAACCUCUUCCUCCAGGUGUUCUUCACCAUCAUGUACAGCGAUCUGGAAUGUGACUACAUCAACCCUAUCGAUCUCUGCAACCGCCUCAACACCUACAUCAUCCCCGAAGUCGCUGUCCAUGGGUUCCUCACCUUCCUGUUCCUGAUCAACGGAUACUGGGUCGCGUUGAUCAUCAACCUGCCACUUCUGGGUUACAAUGCGAAGAAGCUCUGGCGGGGGGACGCCCUCAUCGUGCGCGAAACCCAAACCCCCGACCAUGCCGUAGUCCCGUACACCGGCGCCGACCUCUCGCGCACGCGUCUCGGCCCCGCCAACCCCUUCCGCAAUGCCUCCUCCACCAACGCCACGCCGACCCAAGCCCUCGGCAAACGCAAGAAUGUCUUGACCGGCCACGCCGAAGAAACGUACAUCUCGGAACAUACCUUUCGCGCUAAGCACCGCGCUGUCGAGCGGGCGGGGCCUUCGGGCGCUGGUGGUGGGCCAGAGAGGGAGGGGAUGACGAAUCGGGAACAGAAGGAGAUACAGAGACGGAUACGGGCGGGGAGAGAGGGGAAGGGAAACGCGACGGUGGCGGAUGGGGAUAAUGCGUAUGUUGGGCCGUGGGCGCGGUAUCAACGGGAACGAUAUGAGGUGUUGGAGGUGGAGGAUGAGGCGGAGUUGGGGAGUGAUGAGGAGUAUGAGAUUGUGGAGGAGGAUGGUGAGGAUGAUGUGGUGCAGAGCGGGACGGUGGUGAGCGCACCGGCUCCGGCGUUGGCUAGGAGGCAGGAGGUGGAGGAGCUGGGGGAUGAGACGACGUCGUUUUUGGGGUCGAGCGAACACGAUUAUCUGGGGCGCACGUAUAUGCAUGUGCCGCAGGAUUUGGAUUUUUCGUUGACCAAGGAGGUGGGGAGUAUUGCGAAUUACAUCCCGAAGAAGCUGGUGCAUACGUGGCGGCCGCAUGGGAAGCCGAUUACGGCUUUGCAGCUGUUCCCUCGGUCGAGUCAUUUGGGUUUGACUGGCGCGGCGGAUGGGGUGGUCAAGAUAUGGGAUGUGUACCGCGGGAAGGAGGUGCUACGGAGCUUUGCGGGACACAACAAGGCGGUCACGGAUUUGUCGUUCAAUAGCGAGGGGACAAGGUUUCUGUCUGGCGGCUUUGACAGGCGCAUACGGUUGUGGGAUACCGAAACGGGCCAGUGUGUCAACCGCUUCAACUGCGGCAAGACGCCACAUGUCAUCAAGUUCAACCCAGGUGCCGAGAACGGGCACGAGUUCUUGGCGGGUCUGUCGGACAACCGCAUCUUGCAGUACGACAGCCGCGCGGGCAACGAGACGGUACAGGAGUACGAUCAUCACUUGGGCGCCAUCAAUACGCUUGAGUUUAUCGACGAGAACCGUCGGUUCAUGUCCACUUCGGAUGACCGGUCGCUCAGGGUGUGGGAAUAUGGUAUUCCAGUCGAGAUCAAGACGAUCAGCGAACCCGACAUGUUCGCACUUACAAAAUCGGCACAACAUCCCAGCGGGAAAUAUGUCCUCUACCAAUGUAGCGACAACUCCAUCGUGGCCUACUCGUCUGGGUCCGACAAGUUCCGGCAAAACCGCAAGAAGGCAUGGCGCGGGCACAACACGGCCGGCAGCGCGAUCGGCCUCACGUGCAGUCCCGAUGGGCAGUUUGUUGUCUCGGGCGACACGACCGGCGGCGUCUGCUUUUGGGACUUUAAGACAUGCAAGAUGUACAGCAAGAUUGCGGUUGACAGCGCCGGCGGGUCUGUCAACUGUGUCGCGUGGUCGGAGCAGGAAACUAGCAAGGUGUUCACAGCGGGCGCGAAGGGGGAGAUUAAGCUGUGGGAUUAA